Molecule: messenger RNA, 1945 nt
Organism: Arabidopsis arenosa
Lineage: Eukaryota; Viridiplantae; Streptophyta; Magnoliopsida; Brassicales; Brassicaceae
Source: the annotation of a GenBank genome assembly
CUCUGCGUCUUUCUCUUUCUCUCUCUGUAGUUGAGAACGCGAACCACUGAAAAACCCGCGAAAAGACUCGAGCAAGAACCAACAAUGGCGGAACCCAAGACCAAGUACGAUCGUCAACUCAGGAUUUGGGGAGAAUUAGGCCAAUCGGCUCUUGAAAACGCGAGCAUCUGUUUGCUCAAUUGUAGCCCAACUGGCUCUGAGGCUCUAAAGAAUCUUGUUCUAGGUGGAAUCGGAAGUAUCACCAUUGUUGACGGAUCUAAAGUAGAAAUUGGCGACCUUGGAAACAAUUUCAUGGUGGAUGCGAAGAGCGUUGGUCAGUCAAAAGCCAAAACUGUCUGUGGCUUUCUUCAGGAGAUUAACGAUGCUGUUAAAGCAAACUUUGUUGAGGAGAAUCCAGACACAUUGAUUUCGACUGACCCAUCUUUCUUCUCUCAGUUCACUCUAGUUAUCGCCACUCAGCUAGUGGAAGAUUCAAUGGUGAAAUUAGAUAAAAUCUGCCGGGAAGCAAAUGUCCUGUUGGUUUUGGCUCGCUCCUAUGGCCUUACUGGGUUUGUUCGUAUCUGUGUAAAGGAACAUACCGUUAUCGAGUCAAAGCCCGAUCAUUCUCUUGAUGAUCUCCGCUUGAAUAAUCCAUGGCCUGAACUGAAGAGGUAUGUGGAGUCCAUUGAUCUAAAUGUAGAAGAACCCGCUGCCCAUAAGCACAUUCCUUACGUCGUCAUUUUAGUCAAGGUGGCUGAAGAAUGGGCUCAAACCCAUAGCAGCAACCUUCCAUCAACCAGGGAAGAGAAAAAUGAGUUUAAGGAUUUAGUUAAGUCCAAGAUGGCAUCAACGGAUGAAGAUAAUUACAAAGAAGCCAUUGUAGCCGCUUUCAAAGUUUUUGCUCCUAGAGGAAUCAGCCAAGAGAUUCAAGACAUUAUUCAUGAUAGUUGUGCUGAAGUUGGCUCAAAUUCCUCAGAUUUUUGGGUAAUGGUAGCAGCACUCAAGGAGUUUAUUUCAAAUGAAGGUGAUGGGGAGCCACCACUUGAAGGUUCCAUGCCUGAUAUGAUAUCUUCCACAGAGCACUACAUCAAUUUGCAAAAACUCUACCAUUCCAAAGCUGAAGCUGAUUUUCUUUCCAUGGAGCAGAGAGUAAAAAGCAUUCUAGUUAAAGUUGGUCAGGAUCCAAGUAGCAUCCCAAAACCUACUAUCAAGAGCUUCUGCAAGAAUGCAAGAAAACUUAAAGUCUGCAGAUAUCGAACGAUAGAGGACGAGUUCAAAAACCCUUCUGCAACAGAACUACAUAAGUACUUGGCUGAUGAGGAUUACAGUAGCGCAAUUGGAUUUUAUAUUCUUCUUAGAGCUGUUGAUAGAUUUGCUGCGACCUAUAAGAAGUUUCCUGGACAGUUUGAUGGAUCAACUGAUGACGACGAAUCCCAGUUAAAGACUAUUGCCCUGAGUCUUCUUAGCGAGAUGGGUUGUGACGGCUAUGUACUUAAGGAAGAACUUUAUAGUGAGAUGUGUAGAUUUGGUGCUGCAGAGAUUCAUGUGGUUACUGCUUUCAUAGGAGGAGUCGCAUCUCAAGAAGUGAUCAAGCUUAUCACGAAGCAGUUUGUUCCCAUGCUAGGAACUUUCAUCUUCAACGGCAUUGAUCACAAGUCUCAGUCUUUGAAAUUAUAGAAGAUUCUUAGACACUGGCGGCUGCAGAAGAACUCCAACAUAUCUUUUAUCCUCACUUCAAGUUGAAAACUUAACCUUUUUUGGAGUUUUUAUUCUGCCAUACACCAGACUAACUAGAUAUAAUUCUUCGUAGAAACAGUUUCGAAUUCAUCAUUGUAUAUUUAUUGAUUUUUGAGCCGCGGUUCAAAACCGAAGAGCUCUUGUUAAGUGAUGGGCAUAGAGCCAUUUUUGUAUGACUUUGGUAAAACUAAAUUCUUUUGUCUUUUCAAAAUAAAGGCACAGACUGCAA